Neoarius graeffei (lesser salmon catfish) is the source of this 6108-nucleotide messenger RNA. RefSeq names its product Rap guanine nucleotide exchange factor 2a (gene rapgef2a). Gene Ontology annotation, molecular function: guanyl-nucleotide exchange factor activity; protein binding. The transcript is spliced from 29 exons. The record is from RefSeq and is a predicted model, not a curated record. Bases 608 to 5086 code for a protein of 1492 amino acids. Lineage: Eukaryota; Metazoa; Chordata; Actinopteri; Siluriformes; Ariidae. Gene Ontology annotation, biological process: positive regulation of ERK1 and ERK2 cascade; small GTPase-mediated signal transduction.
CUCCCACCGCCUGCAUAGAGACAGAGCUGAAGCCCCGCCCGGCUGUGCUCACGGCUUAUCGGGUGUUGUAUAUUCGUCAGCAGCUUAACUUUUAAACUAAAUCCGCCUGAAAGCACAGUGGACCUUUUGAUUACAUAAACAAGCCGGAUCUUUGAGCAAACCGUGAUUCAGACAACAUCAUGCAGGGACGCGAUCAGACUCCUUCACUGAGCACUAGCCUAGCCACUGCCCGUUAGUUAGCUUGUUACUCCGAAGUAAACGGACUGCUCUUUUUUUUUCUGAGGUAAAUUGUACCUCUCUAAUCUAGAAUGGGUCUCUACUGGUGUGAUAAACUGUCUCCUGAUACACCGGGCAGUGUAUGAAAGGUAGCGAGAAGACGCUGAACUCACGCCGGAACAUCUCUCCUUUCUUCGGGCACUCCGAGCAACUCGAGUCCGCGGCUUCGAAAGCGGCCUAAGACAACCGGACGGACUUUUCUCCUUUUCUGCAGACUUCUCCCAGGACUCGUUUUCAUUCAGCCGGACGAAAGCAGUCAGGAGAAAUGUUUCGAGUCUAACAGAAGUUAUUUAAUGUGUUUGGUUUUAAUACGCGGUUUUAAAACGACAGAAUGGCGUCUUAUGUGGAUAGCAGUUUUCGGCAGGCGAUUAUGAAGAACCCCAGCGAAAGGACGCAACAGGACCUCCAGAUCGUCUACUCCUACCUGCAUGGGAUGGAAGCGCUGUCCAACCUGAGGGAACACCAGCUCAGGUUGAUGUGUGAAACUGUUCGCUACGAGCAUCAUGAAGCCAACGAGGUUUUAUACUACCCUGAUGACAUCGGGACCUGCUGGUACAUCUUGCUCUCCGGCUCGGUUUUCAUUAAGGAAUCGAUGUUCCUUCCACGCAGCAGUUUUGGGAAACGUUCUGCAGGGAGUUUACGGCGAGGCUGCGAGUGUAUCGUCCUCGAGGCCUCUGAAAUGAUUGUGGUGGACUAUAUGGAAGACAGCGAGGAGUAUUUUCAGAGGCAGGCGUCCCACCGGCAGUCCAGGAGGAGGUUUCGGAAAAUAAAUCAGCGUGGCGAGAGGCAGACCAUCAUCGACACGGUCGAGCAUUAUCCAGUUAGCAAGCCUCCUCUGCCUCCAGGCUACCACACGGAGUCCUCCAAAUCCCAGCUUCCUGCGGAUUUCACCAAGCUCCACCUCUCAGACGGUCUCCACCUCCACAUGUCCUCCAGUCAGUCUCGAUCCAGCAUUGCUAGUGACUCAGGAAGCAGCAGCCUAUCAGAUAUUUACCAGGCGACCGAGAGCGAUUGUGGUGAUGUGGAUCUCAGCGGACUGCCCGAGACGGCGGUGGAUUCGGACGAGGACGAUGAUGACGAAGAAGUGGGGAGAUCGACGGACCCCCUCAUGAGUCGAGACAUUGUGAGAGACUGCCUGGAAAAAGACCCUGUGGACCGUACAGACGAUGACAUCGAACAGUUACUGGAGUUUGUGCAGCAGCUCCCAGCGUUCUCCAGUCUCAGCGUGUCCGUGAGGCGCGCGCUCUGUGCAGUCAUGGUGUUUGCCGUGGUCGAGCGUGCUGGAACUAUCGUGCUGAACCACGGAGAGGAGCUGGACUCGUGGUCAGUAAUCCUGAACGGCGCCGUGGAAGUGAUGUAUCCGGAUGGCCCGUGUGAGACUGUCGGGAUGGGCGGCAGUUUCGGAGUCUCUCCGUGCAUGGAGAAAGAGCUGAUGGUUGGUGUCAUGAGGACCAAAGUGGACGACUGUCAGUUUGUGUGCAUAGCGCAGCAAGACUACUGCUGCAUCCUGAAUCAGGUGGAACUCAACACACAGCGGGUGGAGGAGGAGGGCGAGAUCGUAAUGGUGAAAGAGCACCGGGAACUCGACCGCACAGGAACACGCAAGGGACACAUUGUCGUCAAGGGCACUCCAGAGCGCCUGAUUCAGCAUUUAGUGGAGGACCAUUCCGUUGUGGACCCAACAUAUAUUGAAGACUUCCUCUUGACCUAUCGCACCUUCCUGUCCAGUCCUCUCAUUGUUGGCCAAAGACUUUUGGACUGGUUCAAUGACCCCAGUUUACGUGACAAGGUGACACGGGUCGUAUUACUUUGGGUUAAUAAUCACUUCAGUGACUUUGAAGGAGACCCAGACAUGACCAACUUCCUCGAGGAGUUCCAGAGCAAUCUGGAAAGAGAAAAAAUGAGCGGUCAGUUGCGAUUGCUCAACAUCGCAUGUGCUGCCAAGGCAAAGUCCCGAGUCGUUACGAUCACACGGGCGUCUCGGGAUCUACCCCUACCCUUCACGCUAAUGGGUGGCGCCGAGCGAGGAACGCACCUCUUCAUUAGCUCUGUAGAAGCAGGCAGCAAGGCGGAGGAGGCGGGGCUUAAGCGAGGAGAUCAGGUAUUGGAGGUGAAUGGACAGACGUUUGAGAACGUCCAUCUGUCCAAAGCCACCGACAUCCUCAAGAAUAAUGUCCAACUGUCCAUGAGUGUCAAAACCAACCUUCUGGUCUUUAAGGAGCUAGUGGCACGAAUAGCAGAGGAACGGAAAAACGGGGUUCCUCACCUUCCUAAGAUCGGAGACGGAAAGAAAAGCUCCCGCUACUCCGUCCCUGAUCUUGGGAUGGACACUGGGGUCAUGUAUCAGGAGAAGGUCAGCAAGAAGGCGAAAGCGCACACUAUGGGCGGCCGCAACAAACUGUUGAAGAUUCUGGACAAAACGCGCAUCAGCAUUCUACCUCAGAAACCAUACAGUGACCUCGGAUUGGGGCAGACACAAGACGACAGCAUCGUGGGCAUGAAGCAGACCAAGCAUGCUCCGCCCACCACGGCAAUCACCGGAAGCUUGUCGUCGAGCAACCCGGACUUGGCGCAAGGCCAACAGCGCAUCAUCGACUACAGCAUGCAACCACCUGAAUUACAAGAUCAGGUGCUCCGAGUGUUCAAGGCGGAUCAACAAAGUCGCUACCUGCUGAUCAACAGGGACACCACGGCAAGAGAGGCGGCCAAUCUGGCGAUCCGAGAGUUUGGCCUGACCGCCGGCCCUGAAGCUUACUCGCUGUGCGAGGUGUCCGUCACACCAGAGGGCGUCAUCAAGCAGAGGAGACUUCCAGAUCAGCUCAAUAAACUGGCUGACAGGAUUCAGCUUUGUGCGAGGUACUACCUUAAGAGCAACAUGGAGACGGAGACGCUGUGCUCAGACGUCGAGGCCCAAGAACUGCAAAGAGAAUCUCAGGUUUAUCUGCUGUCGCUGAGCUCUACGGAGAUAGCCAAUCAGCUCUCAGCACGCAACUACAUGCUCUUUGCCAGCAUCGAGCCCACCGAUUACAUCACAGACCUCUUCAAGCUGCGUCCGCGCGAUCCGCCGGGGAGCCUUCGCAACUUCGAAAAUCUCGUCAAUCAGGAGACCUUCUGGGUCGCCACGGAGAUCGUGCGGGAGUCCAACCAGGCCAAAAGGAUGAAGAUAAUCAAACACUUCAUCAAAGUGGCCCUCCAUUGUCGGGACUGCAAGAACUUCAACUCCAUGUUUGCUAUUAUCAGUGGGCUGAAUCUUGCCCCCGUGUCUCGUCUGCGUGCCACGUGGGAGCGUCUACCUGCUAAAUACGAAAAGUUGUUUACCGAGCUGCAGGAGGUCUUCGACCCGUCGCGCAACAUGGCCAAAUACCGCAACCUGCUGAACAAGCAUAAUCUUCAACCACCAAUCAUUCCUCUUUUCCCGGUCAUAAAGAAAGAUCUCACCUUCCUUCACGAGGGUAAUGACUCAAAAGUGGACGGACUGGUCAACUUCGAGAAACUGAGAAUGAUCGCUCGAGAAAUCAGGCACGUGGUUCGGUUGGCGUCGGUCACAAUGGAUCCAGCGCUGCUCUUCAGGACGAGGAAGAAAAAAUGGAGGAGUCUGGGGUCUCUGAGUCAGGUGAGCAGCUCCUCAUUGUCUGAGGGAACAAUGGGUCACAGGAGGAGAGGCAGACGGAGCUCCUUCCUCAGCGCCAAGAAACUCUACGAGACGGAGAUGAUGAGCAGACGAGUGCGCCAGUACCUGGACAUGCUGACACACGAGAGCGAUGAAGACGCGCUACACACCCUGUCUCUGCAGUGGGAGCCUGCAAUCAACACGGUGCAUAAGACCACUGUGGAAAAAAGGCGAGUUGAUGCUUCUCCAGCAACACCAAGAAGCCCCACGCCGAAGAAUAUCCCUCGAAAGAAGCCACCUGGCAAAGAAUUGGCAUCAUUUGGUGCACAUUCGCCCGGGUCUCACCAUGCAGAAGAGGGUCAGGAUAGACCGAGAAGACCGCAGGAAGACAACCAAUCGAAUGCUUCCUCUCUCCGUUCAUCCCCGCCCACUUUCCCUGGCAACUCCUCCAGAAAGGGACCAGAUCAGCUGAGUCUCCUGAGUUCAUCAUCAUCUGACCUGAUCAUGGCAGACGACCACGUUCACUCCCACACACACGCCCCCUCUCACACACGCACGUUCACACAGACUCCGAACACACACCGGACAGAAGUCGACCAGAUCAGCCUCGGAUCUUAUUCACUGACCCAGGACCAGUGUGACCGCGCCUCAUUGGACGCUGCUGACAGUGGGCGGGGCAGCUGGACCUCCUGCUCAAGCGGCUCUCACGACAACAUCCAGAGCAUCCCUCAGCGCAUCAGUUACUACGACAGCCGCAGCUGGGAGACGCUCUCAGAAGGGCCGGGUAUUGGGCGGAGCCAGUCAGCCACACCUCUCGGUUACUGGGCCGACGAAUCAGAAGGUGACACGGGCACAAUCAAGCGACGAGGGGGGAAGGAUGAGGUGCCGGCUGUGCACAAGAGCACAAUGAGUAGAAGGGAGGGACGUUUCCGAGAGCCUCCGCCCACUCCGCCUGGAUAUACCGCUCUGUCAUUGGCUGAGGUCGAGGAGCCCGGCCAUAAUCUCGUCCACAGUCAUACUCAUGGCCGACGCCCACCUGACUACAACGCUGCCCUGCAGAGGUCCCGCCUCAUCAAGAGGUCAUUGGAUUUAGAACCGCCCCCACAGCCACGCCCAACGACCCGCAUGCACGGAUACACUCACUGUCCGAUGCCGCGGCGACCGCCAUGUGAUGAAAACGAGCAGAUAUCUGCGGUGUGAGAAAUCGGCACACGGGGACACUUGGUUGGGAAACGUGUUCAAAUCGCGCAACACGCACUGCUUCUCAAAACCGAACCCUCUGCUCCUGCUGUCCUCUGACUGGUUCCAUCGGCUGUCAAUCAAAUCCCAGAGUGAGUGGGAACAGAUUCUGUGGUGAAGAGACUCGCCAAGCACCGCAGCACAUCGUUUUAUUAUUAGUUUUUAAUUGCUCUUGGUUUGAAAUCACUGUGAGAACCACAAGAUAUUUUGGCACUUUGAAGGAAAGAAAAUGAAGGAAAAAUGAACAGAUAGAACAAAAGUUUAACGUACACGGACGCUUUUUUUUUUAAUUCAUGGAAAGUGUUAUUUUAAUUGUCUGAAGUCUACGCCAUUUUGUGUGUGUGGGUGUGUGCACGUGUGUGGCAUGCAAGGAUACUUGAAAUGUGUGUGUGAGUGAGAAAAGGCUGCCUGUCAUCGACCUCAGAAACAACUGUUGCUAUCAGUAUUCAAAUUUAUUACAUUUUAGGAUUUCAAUCAUGUCUGUAAUGUUUAAUCUCACACUGAUUCCCGAAUGCACUCACAGGCAUUUUCAUAGUUUUAAUUCUUUUCAAUCAUGUUCUCUCUCUCUUUGAUUGAAUCCAUUUUCAUUCCUCUCUUUGCCAGUCCAGUGGCAUUAGGCACAAAUUCUACCCUAUUGCACAGAUCGAGAAAGUGUACAAAUAAGCAAGAAAGAAACGUUUGCAUAGUUAUUUACGUGGCUACUUUUUUUUUUUAAACAUGGGUCGUUAUAAUUCUGGGCGAGGUGGAAGAUGUAAGUGACUCCCAGGCCUCCAUUUCCCUGCCUGACCCUUUUCAUACCGUAUGUAUUUCUAUGUCUUUUAAAAAGACAGCUGGUAAAAAGUCUAUCACAUUUUGUAUUUUUAAUACAAAAAUUGUAAAUAUUGGUUAUAUUUUGUUUAAAAUUGCAGAGAGCUAUAUAUGGUCUGAGGUAACAUUCAGCUUCAAAGAGUUUGAAUGACCAAGAAUAAAUACUGUAGCAAUGA